Messenger RNA from Oryza brachyantha (malo sina), 782 nucleotides. Its product is annotated as 40S ribosomal protein S14. Gene Ontology annotation, cellular component: ribosome; cytosolic small ribosomal subunit. The record is from RefSeq and is a predicted model, not a curated record. Lineage: Eukaryota; Viridiplantae; Streptophyta; Magnoliopsida; Poales; Poaceae. The transcript is spliced from 6 exons. The coding region runs from base 105 to 557 and encodes 150 amino acids. Gene Ontology annotation, molecular function: mRNA 5'-UTR binding; structural constituent of ribosome; small ribosomal subunit rRNA binding. Gene Ontology annotation, biological process: ribosomal small subunit assembly; translation; maturation of SSU-rRNA from tricistronic rRNA transcript (SSU-rRNA, 5.8S rRNA, LSU-rRNA).
CGCUCCUCCUCUCGUGUUUCCGGCGGCGGCGAGCUCGCGAUCUCAGGCGGCAGGAGCCAGGAGGGAACCGGCUCUCGACUCGAUCUCCACCGCGUCGUCCCACCAUGUCGAAGAGGAAGACCAGGGAGCCUAAGGAGGAGAAUGUAACUCUUGGACCCACUGUCCGUGAAGGAGAGUAUGUGUUUGGGGUUGCUCACAUCUUCGCAUCCUUCAAUGACACCUUCAUUCACGUCACUGACUUGUCUGGAAGGGAAACGCUUGUUCGCAUUACUGGUGGCAUGAAGGUCAAAGCUGAUCGUGAUGAGUCAUCACCAUAUGCAGCUAUGCUUGCUUCUCAGGAUGUUGCACAGCGUUGCAAGGAGCUUGGCAUUACUGCGUUGCACAUUAAGCUCCGUGCCACUGGAGGCAACAAGACAAAGACACCUGGACCUGGUGCUCAAUCUGCUCUCAGGGCUCUUGCUCGAUCUGGGAUGAAGAUUGGUCGCAUUGAGGAUGUGACCCCAGUUCCCACUGACAGCACCCGCAGAAAGGGAGGUAGGAGAGGAAGGAGGCUGUAGAUGUAUUAUCAGCCAUGUUGUUGCCAUGGAAUAUCUCAUCUUUGGAUAGUCUUGUAGCUGCAAGGUUCCCGAAGAGAGAUUUAGUUUUGCUCAGUGUCCUGAAUUGUUGGCUGUCAGUUAAUCCAGCCGCACUGUUUUGGUCAAGGAAGUUUCCAGUUUUCGUGCUUAGCAAACCCAAUCAAUAUACCUUCGUGGUUUCUUAUAAUAUGGUUGGACUGUUUUAUG